Ailuropoda melanoleuca (giant panda) is the source of this 3123-nucleotide messenger RNA. RefSeq names its product membrane bound acylglycerophosphatidylinositol O-acyltransferase MBOAT7 (gene MBOAT7). NCBI's taxonomy places the organism in Eukaryota, Metazoa, Chordata, Mammalia, Carnivora, Ursidae. Gene Ontology annotation, molecular function: lysophospholipid acyltransferase activity. The record is from RefSeq and is a predicted model, not a curated record. Gene Ontology annotation, cellular component: membrane; mitochondria-associated endoplasmic reticulum membrane contact site. Gene Ontology annotation, biological process: phosphatidylinositol biosynthetic process; lipid modification. The transcript has 8 exons. The coding region runs from base 256 to 1395 and encodes 379 amino acids.
CCAAGCCCGAGGCCCCGCCUUUUUACGUGCUCUGGGCUCGUCUGCCGUGAGGGCCAGGUGCUGCGGCGGAGUGGUCCUCGCAGGCGUCCGGAGCCGGCCGCUACCCUGCGUGGCCUGCAGCCUGACUGUGCCCCGGACCGCGACAGAGCGGCGCGCGCCGGGCGGGGGAGGCGUGGCCGGAGCCGGGGUGCCCGUGGGGCCGGGACUGCUCGGCCGCCUCUUGCCCGGCGGGCGGCGCGGAGCCGGGCCCAGACCAUGUCGCCUGAAGAGUGGACUUAUCUAGUGGUUCUUCUUAUCUCCAUCCCCAUCGGCUUCGUCUUCAAGAAAGCUGGACCUGGGCUGAAGAGAUGGGGGGCAGCAGCUGUGGGCCUGGGGCUUACCUUGUUCACCUGUGGCCCCCACACUUUGCAUUCUCUGAUCACCAUCCUUGGGACCUGGGCCCUCAUCCAAGCCCAGCCCUGCUCCUGCCACGCCCUCGCCCUCGCCUGGACCUUCUCCUACCUCCUGUUCUUCCGCGCACUCAGCCUGCUGGGCCUGCCCACUCCCACGCCCUUCACCAAUGCCGUCCAGCUGCUGCUCACGCUGAAGCUGGUGAGUCUGGCCAGUGAAGUUCAGGACCUGCAUUUGGCCCAGAGGAAGGAAAUGGCCUCCGGCUUCAGCAAGGGGCCCAGCCUGGGGCUCCUGCCCGACGUUCCCUCCCUGAUGGAGACGCUCAGCUACAGCUACUGCUACGUGGGAAUCAUGACAGGCCCGUUCUUCCGCUACCGCACGUACCUGGACUGGCUGGAACAGCCGUUCCCGGGGGCCGUGCCCAGCCUGCGGCCCCUCCUGCGCCGAGCCUGGCCGGCCCCGCUCUUCGGGCUGCUCUUCCUGCUGUCCUCGCACCUUUUCCCGCUGGAGGCUGUGCGUGAGGACGCCUUCUACGCCCGCCCGCUGCCCGCCCGCCUCUUCUACAUGGUCCCCGUCUUCUUCGCCUUCCGCAUGCGCUUCUACGUGGCCUGGAUUGCCGCCGAGUGCGGCUGCAUUGCUGCCGGCUUCGGGGCCUACCCCGUGGCCGCCAAAGCCCGGGCCGGGGGCGGCCCCACCCUCCAAUGCCCACCCCCCAGCAGUCCGGAGAAGGCGGCUUCCCUGGAGUACGACUAUGAGACCAUCCGCAACAUCGACUGCUACGGCACGGACUUCUGCGUGCGGGUGCGGGAUGGCAUGCGGUACUGGAACAUGACGGUGCAGUGGUGGCUGGCGCAGUACAUCUACAAGAGCGCGCCCGCCCGCUCCUAUGUGCUCAGAAGCAGUGUACUGAAUCCUAUGGACUCUGGCCAGACUUUGGAACCUGAGCCCUGCCAGCUGCAGAGAAACCGUAAUGAGUUAGCUGCCCUGUGUUUCCUCCACUCUUGAAUGGGGUAAUGCUGUUACCUGCUCCAUAGUUUGAUGUGAGGACGUGUCCUCACUGUGGGACCCGCCAGGUGAGUGGUCACUAUACAUCAGCUUUUUUUCACCACUCAUCUGGUGUUUCUCGAUGGGAGCUUCGUGCCAGACACUGUGAUGUUUGCAGCUUUAGGACGUAGGACUUACUAUCCUCAUUUUAAGGACAAGGAAACAGAGGUGCAGAGAGGUCAGGUAACCUGCUGAGUGUCCCUCAGCCUUCCCAGAGCCAGCACAUGAGGUCAGGGUGCCGCUGACACAGCCUUGUCGUGAAGCCGGGCCUGAUGGCCGCUCGGGAGCCCGAGUGCUGGGCGCCGGGUCGGGGUCUGGCCCGGAGCCAUGUGGCGAUGAGAGGCGCAGGGAUGAAGCAGGACACCCGGGGGUGGCUGUGGGUGAUGGAGGGCACCGAAGGGCCGUUCCUGGGACCGGGAGCUGCAGCAGGAGUAGGUCGGAUGCGGGAGACUGACGGUCUAGUGUUGGUGACCUGGGGCUACGGGCCAGGCCAUUCUUAUGUGACGCUGGCGCCUCCGCCGAAGGUCGGUGUCCGAAGGGACACGCAGGUAGCAUGAGGUAGAGGCCGAGCAUCCAGUCAAAGCCCCGGGCGUUCCGGUGUUUACGUCAGAGGGUCUCAGUUGGGGGCGACUGUGCCACACUCCCCGGGGCAUCCGGUAACGUCUGGAACCGGCAGGGGCUACUAGCAUCCGUCCUGGGGGGCCCGGCACAGCCCGCCUACAGCACAGAAUGAUCCGGCCCCAGAUGUCUGUAGUGCUGAGGUUGAGAAACCCUGGUGUGGUCUAGGGACGCGGAUGAGCCAGCAGAGACACAGCCCGUGAGCCCAGAGGACAAUCAGGAACGUGUUCCCAGAAGGGAGCCAAGUGAACCAAGUGUUUCCGGGAGGAAGGAGGGCUCUCUGUGUCACACGAUGUCAGGAGCUUCAGUCCAACGGAGGUGCGGGUUGGGUGGGUUGGGUGGAGGAAGUCUCUAGCAACCUUGAGGGCGGAAGUGAAAGCCAGCUGGAGGGGCUGGACAGAUGCAGGACAGAGAGGGGGAAGGGCUGAGGGGGGCACCGGUCUUUGGAGAGCCUUCACUGCAGUGAGGAGCGGCCAGACGGGGCGAGCAGAGGCGGACCCGAGCCCAGAGCUCGGGUGGGCCCGUGUGGAGUUCUGAGUGCCUAGGAGCCAUUCCUGUGCGUCCCACUGCCCUGCUUCCCUCUGUUGGGGACCAUCCUUGAAAUGCUCCCAACCCAGAGACUUCAUUCUCCACCAUAGGUAGAAAAGAAAACCAGUUUUGUUCAUGAACUAGCGUUAAGCCAGGCUGAGACGCACGCCCGCAAGUAACCCCCUAGGGAGAUGAGCAGACUGGAAAGAGAGCUCACCUUUCUGUAGACCCGUAGGCAAGGAGGAGCCCCACCCCAGGCCACAGUCCAUGGCAGAGCCUGCUGUGAUUUCUGUGUCUUCCACGGAAGUGGGGGACCAGAGCCUGAAUUUGUGGGUCUUCAGCACAGAGUAUGUUUGGGUCCAUAAAAAGAGGGGAACAUGGCUAGAGAUUACUGAGUCUUCAUGAAUCAGAAAUUACACCGAUCUGCAAAAGGAAGUGGCUGGGGCUCAGGUUCAUGGGUCUGAAGGAGAGAUGUGAUAAGGGGAUUAACUGGGUUCCUGAAGAGAGAGUAGUGAUUCCUGGGUCUGAGGGAGGAGGGGCUGG